Messenger RNA from Phycodurus eques (leafy seadragon), 2182 nucleotides. It is a transcript of the gene tmem59l, whose product is annotated as transmembrane protein 59-like. The transcript is spliced from 8 exons. The record is from RefSeq and is a predicted model, not a curated record. Bases 445 to 1584 code for a protein of 379 amino acids. NCBI's taxonomy places the organism in Eukaryota, Metazoa, Chordata, Actinopteri, Syngnathiformes, Syngnathidae.
CUUUUGAGGGACGUGGGAAUUGCUUUUUUAUUUACAGAAAUAUUAAACUCAUAAAAACAUGUAUUAAGAUAAUGAUAAAAUACUGCUCAUAUUAGUACAUAAUGUGAAAAUGUGCUUUUUCAAGCAGUACCCCACAAUGUUGGUGUUAAAAAGACAAACAUGUACUGUACAUUUGAUUGCCAUCAAUGGUUGACACUGGUUUUUAGUGUCAAAUAUACCUAUUAUAUUAUUGACACGUUUUGUAACGAGCGUUAAUUCCCAAAAAAGAAUUUAGCGGAACUAUAAUAAGCAUUGAAAUGACAGAAAACAAGAUUUUCAAAAGCAGUUGCCCCCCUACCCCCCCACCUCAUGUUCUGAAAUGAUCUAAAAUGUUAAUGUUUUACUGUCAAUGCAAAAUUUCUUUUUUUGAAGCCACAUUGUUGCAGUGCUGCAUGGUGAUGAUGCAUGACGUCACGAGCAUCCAGCAGAAGCAUCCUCCUCCUCUUCCUCCUUGAGCCGCUACCACCCCCAGCGCCUGUGACCCUCUCGCCUCCGCAGUCCACAAGACCCUCCGCACCGGCCACCAACAUGCGCUCCUGCUCGGGCUUGCUCGCGGUGCUCCUGGCGGCGCUCGCGGCCGCCGCGUCCUCCCCGGAGGCCUUCGACAACCAGCUGGGCGACAUCGGCUACUGCAAGAAGCAAUGCCAGCUCGCCGUCAAAAACAAAGGCCCUGCUAAAGAGUCCGUAAUGAACGCCUGCCACCGCGGCUGUCGUCUCUACUCCAUCUGCCAGUUUGUCAACGGCAACGCUGGCUUCAACACCAGCAAGGACGAGUGUCAGGGAGCUUGCCAGGAGGCUUAUGUCAAACUUGUGGAGCAGGAGGCGUGCAGCACCGGCUGCGCCAGCCAGCCCUCGGAGCCCGAAAUCAAGAGGAGGAAGCUCAAGGCCAUGACCCUCCGCCCCAAGGUGCCUUCCAUCAUGGAGGCCGUGUCCAGUUGGUGCAACGACAUCGUCAGCUCUGCCCAGAGCUUCAUCUCCUCCACCUGGACCUUCUACCUGCAGGCCGACGAUGGCAAGGUUGUCGUUUUUCAGAGCCAACCUGAGCUGGAGUACUCUCUCCCCGAGCUGCAGGCUCCUCGCUCCAACAUGGCCGACAGCCCCUGGCCGCAGGUGCACUCGCACACGCAGAAACCUCAUGGUGUGAGGGGGCGUGGCGAGAAAGCGGGAGCCAAAGCGGGAAGCAGAGGCAAACAUCAGGUCCAGCGCACCGACGACUCCGCCGCCUCGGCCGAGCACGACUUCCUGGGCUGCAUGUCCAGGCGUUCGGGUCUUCCCCGAUGGAUUUUGGCGGCGUGCCUCUUCCUGUCCAUCAUGGUCAUGCUGUGGCUCAGCUGCGCCAGCCUGGUCACCGCACCCGACCAGCACAUCAAGGCGCAGCUGAGCAUCAACGGUGACAACGCGUUCCUGGACGACAAUCGGGUGAAGGGGAAUCCGUACCACCUGAGCCCGCUGCUGGCCGUCAGCGUCAAGUCGCCGGCGGCCGAGGACAGCCAGGAGGCCGGGCCUCUGCCGGUCAAGGUGGACCUCGACAAGACGCGCGUCUAGAAACUUUUGGGAUUCCUUUCACUCAGUCACUUGAUUUUUUUAAAAAAAAAAUUUUUAUUUUUAAAUUUUUUUUUUUUUAUUUAUUUAUUUUUAAAAGGAGCACGUCACUCUCCAAAUCAUUUUACACCAUUAAUACUCCCUGUGGAUGUUAAUUUGAUUGCACGGCCUGUCUGAGCGCUAGCAUCUCUUUUCUAAAUUGAUUUCAUAUCAUUUCGAAAUUGAUGUCACGUUGACUUUGACACCGAAUCACAGUCGUGAGGCAAUCAAGUAGAGAGAAACAAAGCCAGGUGCAGAACUCACCUUUGUACUCAUGGAGCGCGACCUCGGAAUGUGUCGUUGAAAUGAACAGGAAGUAUUGUAUUUCUUCUGAAUGAUUGAAGUGCCAUGCAAAGUCAUUGAGCUGCUUGUAAUAUACAGUACAUUGUAACCGAGACAUAAGAGUAUUAUUUACCAAGGAUUAUCAGAGCCGCACUGAAAAUAAAACACACGUACUAAGAGAGACUCAUAAAGUUGUAUUUUUCAAGAAGGAGGUCAGUAUUAUUAUUAUUUUUUAAGUAAAGGAAUAGCUUUUUUUAAAUCGAGGGGGGGGAGGGGGGGG